Molecule: messenger RNA, 1683 nt
Organism: Gekko japonicus
Lineage: Eukaryota; Metazoa; Chordata; Lepidosauria; Squamata; Gekkonidae
Product: paired box protein Pax-1-like
Exons: 7
Biological process (GO): regulation of transcription by RNA polymerase II; anatomical structure development
Molecular function (GO): RNA polymerase II cis-regulatory region sequence-specific DNA binding; DNA-binding transcription factor activity, RNA polymerase II-specific
Source: RefSeq, a predicted model, not a curated record
GACAAGGCCACCUCUCAGCGCUCCUGCUCGGAAGUCAGUUUCACCGGGGAGACUGGGGUCGAGGCCGGCGUGGAUUCGACCCUUUUCCCUUUCGCCAAGGCAGUCCGUCCUCCGUAUCCCUUCUCCGACGUGAGUCCCCCUGAACUCAGCCGCAGCGAGUGGCAUAAAUCCGGGUCGAGCGGCUACCGAUCCGGGGCCCUCGCCAGUGCGAUCCUUCAGCAGACCUACGGCGAGGUGAACCAGCUGGGCGGGGUCUUCGUCAACGGGCGCCCCCUGCCCAACGCCAUCCGCCUGCGGAUCGUGGAGCUGGCGCAGCUGGGCAUCCGGCCCUGCGACAUCAGCCGGCAGCUGCGCGUCUCGCACGGCUGCGUGAGUAAGAUCCUGGCCCGCUACAACGAGACCGGCUCCAUCCUGCCCGGCGCCAUCGGGGGCAGCAAGCCGCGGGUCACCACCCCCAACGUGGUCAAGCACAUCCGCGACUACAAGCAGGGCGACCCGGGCAUCUUCGCCUGGGAGAUCCGCGACCGCCUCCUGGCCGACGGCGUCUGCGACAAGUACAACGUGCCCUCCGUCAGCUCCAUCAGCCGGAUCCUGCGCAACAAGAUCGGCAGCCUCUCGCAGCCCGGCGGGGCCGGCGGACCGGGCGGAGGCCUCUACGAGGGCGGCGGCGGCGGCGGCGGCGGAGGGGGCGGCAAGCCCCCCGGCCCGCCGCCCGCCCUGCCCUACAACCACAUCUACCAGUACCCCUACCCCAGCGCCGUGGCCGCCUCCGGCGCCAAGCUGGCCGGCCACCCCGGGGCGCCCGUCUCCGCGGCCCACGUCAGCCUGCCCCGCUCCUGGCCCUCGGCUCACUCCGUCAGCAACAUCCUCGGCAUCCGGGCCUUCCUCGACCAAAGCGCUCUGGCCGGGACCGAGAGCUCUCCCUACCCUCCCAAGAUGGAAGACUGGCCGAGUGUCAACAGGACCGCCUUCUCGACAGCCGGGCAAGGCGUCAACGCGCUGGACAAGUCGGCGGGGGAGACGGACAUUAAAUAUCCCCAGGCUCCCCCUGGACUCUCGGCGGUGAGCACCUUCCUGCCCCCCUGCGCCUACCCGGCCUCCAACCAGCCCGGCGUCUACGGCGGCCCCGCCGGGAGCUACCUGAGCCCGGCCCACCCCUGGCAGACGCAAGGCAGCCCCCUGGCCCACCACCACGCGCCCGGCAUGGCUCUCCACGGGGGGGAGCUGCCCGCCCCCGCGGCCUUCAAGCACCCCCCCUCCCGAGAAGCACAAAAUCAGAUCAUCAACGUGCGGGCAGAAAACCAGCCGCCAGCACGGCGGGAGGCAAAGCUCCCCCCGACGCCCUCGCCAGCAGCAUCCCCGGACUUUCUCUCCCGGCCUCCUCGUCCUAGAAGACUGCGCGGGGCGGGCUGGGAAAGGCGGGGAAGGGGCGGAGGGGCGGCCCCGACGGCGAGGCGAGGCCCGAAGCAACCGCGGAGGGAUCCGGACGGCGGCUGCGGCUCUGAGUCGCCCUUGAAACAAAGCCGUGAGCGGCCCGCGCAGGGACACCACACCGACCUCCGCGGACUCUUUCGCCUUCAAGCCUCUUUGGAGGAUUUCCAGAGACACCCGUGGCUCGACGGGGCUUUUGAUGCACGCGUGAAAGUGGGGAAGAAACGGCACUUCCAGGAGCAGCCUUCAUGA